CCUGCCGCGCCAGGACCCGGAGCCGGAACCAUGAACGGCUUCCUGCAGUCGGGCUCAAGCAGCUGGCGGCGGGCGGCCACCUUGGUGCUGGCGACAGGCUGGAUGCACCCAAGCCCCGCCGCCCCGUCGGUGGCCCCGCUGCCAGCCGAGGGCUUCCGGCUGCUGCUGCUGCAGCGCUCCUCACAGCAGGGCUUCUUGCCCGGGGCGCACGUCUUCCCAGGCGGCGUGGUGGACGCGGCAGACCGCUCGGCAGACUGGCUGCGCCUCUUCGCGCCGCACCACAGGCCGCCGCGCUUGGGCCUGGGCCCCACGCCACGCCCGCGUCCCACCUUCCCGGUGCUGCCCGCCGCGGUGUCCGACACCGCCGCGGAGGACGGUGCGGCGCUGCCGGAUGACGUGGCCUUCCGCAUCUGCGCCAUCCGCGAGACCUUCGAGGAGGCGGGCGUGCUGCUGCUGCGGCCCCGGGCCUCGCGGGCCGCCGCGCGGGAGCCGGGCCGCGCCCUCCCGCAGCAGGAGGGCCUGGCCGCCUGGCGCGACCGCGUGCGCCGCGACCCGCACCACUUCCUGCACCUGUGUGAGCACCUCGACUGCACCCCUGACAUCUGGGCGCUGCACGACUGGAGCACCUGGCUCACGCCGUUCAGGCGCCCCGGCGGCCGCCGCUUCGACACGACCUUCUUCCUGUGCUGCCUGCGGGAGCCGCCGCCGGUCUACCCAGACUUGGCCGAGGUGGUGGGCUACCAGUGGUCAUCUCCGUUAGAGGCAACUGAUAAUUUCAUAUCAAAAGAAAUUUGGUUGGCACCCCCACAGUUCUAUGAAAUAAGAAGACUUGCAAACUUUGCCUCUCUCUCCGACUUGCACAAAUUUUGUUUGGAUCAUGUAUUAGAAGGGGUGGAAAGAUGGUUGCCAAUCACGUUAUUAACUGCGGAUGGGCAGAUCUCGCUUUUACCAGGAGAUGAGCUGUACUUAGAAGAUUCAAACUUCUUAGAAAAUCUUUUGUCCACUGAAAAAAAGACUGAAGAAAUCAUGAAGGAAGGCAAGAAAUUUCACCGAGUAGUUAUACACAGUAGCCAUGUUUAUAGUAUCCACGUGACUGUUCAGUCAGAAUAUAAACAUGUUUAUCCUAAGACCUAUGUAGUAAGUAAGAGCCAUUUGUAGUGUAUUGCUUGAAGUUGUCCUAAUAAAUAAUUAGGGACAACUAGACUUGCUUGGAACUUAAGGAACUUUGUGCCUGUAAAAGUUAUUGUACAGUCUUUUAUAUUUCAAGAGUAUUAUGGUGCUCUCUUGCUUAUUUUAUUUAAAACUUACAGUGUCACAGAAGGCUCAUUUUUAUGCAGUAUAAAUGUUAUUGAAAUGAGAAGAAUUUAACAAGGUUUUUCACUUCUGUAUUGUUUUAUUAUCAAAAGUUUAAAUAAGCUGUUCUGUUUAUUUAAGUGUAUUAGCACUUAAGUGUAUUAGCACUUUCCUUGAUGUGCUGAGGAGAUUGAUCCAUGAAUUCCUUAGACUUUCUGCUCGAGUUAAUUUAAGGGUGUCUGAUUACAUGAUGAACAACAGACUUAGACAACCUUUUAGUGACAAUGUCAUUAUUUUUUUGUUAUGUCUUUACCUUGAUGAUUAAAAUCAAAUGGUAUUAUAUAAUAGGUUUACCAAAUUGGAAAUUUGUCUUAGUUAAUAUUUUAAAGAAAUAUGAAGCCAUUUCAAAAGCCGUAACUAUUUUUACUCUGGAGGCUAGUUAAUGAAAUAAAGAGGUUAUUUUUAAUAUGGGUAAUUUUUCACCUUUUAAGGGGAAUAAUAUUUAUUGAUUAAAGAUGGAAAAUGGUUAAGACACCAAUUGUAUUUAAGAUCUUUGUAUUAU
Messenger RNA from Molossus molossus (Pallas's mastiff bat), 1855 nucleotides. It is a transcript of the gene NUDT19, whose product is annotated as nudix hydrolase 19. Gene Ontology annotation, cellular component: mitochondrion. The record is from RefSeq and is a predicted model, not a curated record. Lineage: Eukaryota; Metazoa; Chordata; Mammalia; Chiroptera; Molossidae. The transcript has 3 exons. Bases 31 to 1158 code for a protein of 375 amino acids. Gene Ontology annotation, molecular function: hydrolase activity, acting on acid anhydrides, in phosphorus-containing anhydrides.